AUGAGAUGGAGUCUGGCAGAACUUUCUCACGUCAAACAUACAUGCGCAUCUCUGAUGUCCCUGUCGCAAGAAGCCGCCUCAUGGCUCUCGCCGCCAGCUGUGCAGCUCUCUCCUUCACCACAGCCUGGAGAUAAAGCUCCCUCUUGCCCAGAACUGCCCCUCCCAGCCGACAACAACAGACCCACCAUCGUCUCGUUCCUCAGGCACUGUGGAUGUCCUGUGGCGGAAGCAACUUUUCUCGAGUUGCGCACUGCCGCUGAGACUCACCCCCAGAUUAACUUUGUCGCAGUGUCGCAUAGCGACAAGCCAUCAACGGAGAAAUGGCUGGAGUCUAUUGGGGGAACCGGCGAUUCUAGCUCUAACCCCGUGACGGUCAUUGUCGAUGCUGAGCGCAAGAUCUAUGCGCAAUGGGGCCUAGGCGUGACUUCUUGGGGCCAUGUCCUAAGUCCAGCUGGACUUCUAGCUAUCGGGAAGUUGGGGUGGGAAAGGGGGAUCUGGAACAGGCCUACCGAGAGUGGUAGUCGAUGGCAGUUGAGUGGCAAUUGGGCGGUUGACGCCGAAGGAGGAGUGCGCUGGGGAGGACCUGUGAAGCGAGCUGAUGAGCUGAUAGAUAUUGAACAGGCAAUUUAUAGCAUCAAAGCUUGA
Molecule: messenger RNA, 645 nt
Organism: Aspergillus luchuensis
Lineage: Eukaryota; Fungi; Ascomycota; Eurotiomycetes; Eurotiales; Aspergillaceae
Exons: 3
Coding region: 1-645 (214 amino acids)
Source: RefSeq, a predicted model, not a curated record